Messenger RNA from Mycena citricolor, 2585 nucleotides. Lineage: Eukaryota; Fungi; Basidiomycota; Agaricomycetes; Agaricales; Mycenaceae. The record is from the annotation of a GenBank genome assembly.
CCGGCCGUUACUUGGACUUUUUCGGGAACAUACCGAGCGGUUGAAGCAAUUGGAGCUGUCGCGGUCGGCUACACACACACCUUUACAUGGCAGUGCAAGCUUGCAGAAGCUCUCGCUAGCCACGCAGAUCCAUGCGACAUCGGACCCCGGGGCUGGGGAUUCACCGUGUUUACCACCCUAAACGUCAGGAGUAACAGUUCAUGUCGACGGAGGCUGUGGCGAUACGCCGGGCUCUCUCAUGCGGGCGCCUGUGCCGGAGUGUGACUGGAAUACGGAGACGCUCUCCACGAUCUUUUUGUACCACAUGUCCUCGCUCUAGGCGACGUCUCCAAACCUGCCACGGGAUGAGUAUAAAGGACGCGAUAAUCUGUGGAUGAAGUCACCUACAUCGAGUCGAGGCCAGCUCUUUUGAGUACCUCUCUCUCUUUACCCAAGCCCACUUUUCGCAUUUCUUUCUUCACGGCGCAUUCUCCCUCUUAUUACACGCGCAUUCUCUCUGUCUUUCUCUCUGCGCGCGCACUUUCUCGAUGGCUUUCAGCAAAACUUUGACCGUUCUCACUGUCGCUGCCGUUGCGGCGGCUAAAAGUGCCAUGGUGCUGCACGAUAGCCUGGCCACUGUUCCUGCUGGUUUCGUCAGCCACGGUCCGGCUCCAGCGACCCACGAGCUGGAACUGCGAUUCGGUCUUGCGGGCAACGACGUCAAGGGGCUGCAGGCCAAGCUGAUGGAGGUCUCGACACCUGGAAGCGCCAACUUCCGUCAGUGGCUCUCGAAGGAGGAGGUCAAGACUUAUAUGGCGCCUUCGUCGGCGACCUUGUCGGCUUUCAACUCCUUCGCGUCCGCCCAUGGGUUGAACACGACCAAGGUUUCACCUUACGGAGAGUGGAUCACCGCCACGGUCCCUGUGGCCAAGGCCAACGAGAUGUUCGAUGCCAACUUCGAGCUGUUCUCGCACCCCGACCUAGAUGGCAAGAUCGCGCGCACGAUGUCCGUUUCUCUCCCAAGCGAGAUGGUGGGCGUCGUGAACGUGGUCCAUCCCUCGACGGCCUUCGCGCCGCCCCCGUUCAAAAACGCGCCGUCGCUGAUCCAGAUCCCGGUGCCCAAGCUCAAGCGCGGCAUCGCUGCAUCGUGCAACACCAGCGAACCGAAUGGAGUGACGACCCCCGCAUGCUUGCAGGCAGUGCACGGCAUCCCGGCUACCCCGGCCACUCAAGCCAACAACUCGCUACUGGUGACGGGGUAUGUCACCCAGCAUGCGCAGAAAGCCGAUUUGCAGCCUGAGUCGGUCGAUGGCGGAGACAACCCGCAGGGGCCUGACUUGGCUGGCUUCGAGGCGAGCUUGGACAUCCAAUACACCGUCGGUGUAGCGACUGGCGUGCCCACGAUUUUCCUCUCGAAUGGCAACGACACGGACAUCUUCGGCGCUUUCAUCCACACGGCGACCUACCUGCAAGGCGUCAGCAAUCCCCCGUCGGUCAUGACCACUUCGUACACCUUGGACGAACCGACCGUCGAUCCUGCGGUUGCCAACGCUAUCUGCGAUGCCUACAUGGCACUGGCCGCCCGGGGCGUCUCCGUCAUUUUUGCCGCGGGAGACGGCGGAGUGCAUGGUGGUCACGACGAUUCGAGUGUCUGCGACAAUGAGGCACUGACCCCGGCGUUUCCCUCGACCUGUCCAUUCCUGACUGCCGUCGGUUCGACAUUCGGCAUCCCGGAGAGAGCCGCCAACUUCUCGAGCGGCGGGUUCUCCAACAUCUUCCCGGCGCCGGCGUACCAGACCGCCCAGAUUGCUUCCUUCCUUAAGACCGUCCCGUCUGACUUCAACGCCAUGUUCAACCUCACCGGGCGUGGGUUCCCCGACGUCUCCACCCAAGGCUGGAACUUCCAGAUCAUCAACAACGGCAUCACCACUCUAGAGAGCGGCACGAGCGCGUCGGCACCGACAUUCGCAUCUAUCAUCGCACUGAUCAACGACCGGCUCAUCGCUGCGGGCAAACCCGUGCUUGGCUUCUUGAACCCGUUCCUGUACGCCAAUCCGGGCGCGUUCAACGAUGUCACCGCGGGACAUAACUCGGGCGCCGUGUGCCCUGAAUCUGGCGUCGGUUUCGACGCUACGACCGGCUGGGAUCCCCUCACGGGAUUGGGGACCCCCAACUUUACGAGCCUCCUUGCCGCGGCGAUGGCUUGAGGAAUAGCCGUCCAGGGUUGAGCUACGAAGGUGUAACUGACUUGAUCGAUCUUUACUCAUACAAGCUUAAUUUUAAUGAAGUGUUCACUGGCUGGAUUACCCAUUUCUGGUGUUGAGUCUGGACCUACUGUAUGUCCUUGUCAACGCUAGCUUACUGCUCUCCACCCUCGGACUUUCGCCAAGAGUGUUCCGCGUGGAUGGGAUGUGAAAUCCACGCAUUGUGUGCUGUUCAGCUACCGCGCAUCGCAGCGCUCCUUUUUUUCUCCGUUCGACAUGCGAAAUCGGCUGUAUCCCAGGGCCGAUUCUCAACAGCGCUGGAUCCUUACGUCUUUCGGAUUUGCGCAGACCAGCAGAGGGUUCAGACAAAUGUGUUUGCAGAAACGACUCAUGGACAGUGAC